AUGGCGCCAACACAACCCCGCGCCAGGAAGGCUCCCAGGUCGUGGGACGCCCUUACCCCGAGCCUUGCGCAAUGGAUCCUUGACUACCUCUCCUCGAUGGGCUUUGAACAGCCCACACCAGUGCAGAAAUCAUGUCUGGACAUCUUCCGCGGCAACAAGGACGUCGUGGUGGAGGCCGUCACUGGCAGCGGGAAGACCCUGGCGUUCUUGAUACCCGUGGUCGAGAAACUCCUGCGCUGUGAGGAGCCCGCAAAGCGACACCAUGUCCAGGGCAUUAUCAUCUCUCCGACCCGGGAACUCGCGUCGCAGAUCUACAACGUCCUCGUAUCCCUCAUCAAGUUCCAUGCCCCGUCCGCCGAUCUCCUACCAUACUCGAAAAGCGAUGAGAAGCGGCCUGCGACGGCUGAGCCGGUGGUUGUCCCGCAGCUCCUGGUUGGAGGGACGACCAAGGCCGCCGAAGACCUGAGCACAUUCCUGCGGCUGUCACCGAACCUGCUCAUCGGCACCCCCGGGCGCCUUGCAGAACUGUUGUCGAGCCCCUAUGUCAAGGCGCCUUCUUCCUCGUUUGAGGUGCUGGUUAUGGACGAGGCCGACCGCCUUCUCGAUCUUGGCUUUUCCCAGGAACUUACUCGGAUACUGGGCUACCUCCCGAAACAGCGACGUACUGGGCUGUUCAGUGCCUCAUUAAGCGAAGCGGUAGAGAGGUUGAUUACUGUGGGCCUACUAUACCCGCACAAGAUCACGGUGCGGGUGAAGAGCUUAAAGGACGGCGGUGUCAUCCAGGAGAGGAAGACGCCCAUGUCGUUGCAGAUGUCUUACAUUGUGACGCCGGCAAGCCAGAAGAUCCCCGCUCUGUGCCAGCUGCUAGAAAAGCUCGAGCCACGCCCGUCCCGGUCCAUCGUCUUCUUCUCCACCUGUUUCGCCGUCAAGUACUUCGCCCGGGUCCUGCACGGGAUACUACCCUCGGGCUUUUCCAUCGUCUCGCUCCACGGCAAGCUCGAACCGCAGGUCCGCGAGAAGAACUUCGAGCGCUUCGUCAACGCCACCUCCCCCACCGUCCUCCUCACGACCGACAUCGCCGCCCGCGGCCUCGACAUCCCCCAGGUGGACCUCGUCGUCCAGCACGACCCGCCCACCGACACCAAAGUCUUCAUCCACCGCUGCGGGCGCGCCGGCCGCGCCGGCCGCCGCGGCCUAGCCGUCGUCAUGCUCCAGCCGGGCCGGGAAGAAGGCUACGUGCAGCUCCUCGAAGUGCGGCAGACGCCCAUCACCCCCCUUGAAAAGCCGGCCAUCUCGGUGACCGACGCCGACGCCGAGUCUGCCGCGUCCAAGAUCCGCGCCCAGGCCCAGGCCGACCGCGAGAUCUUCCAGCUCGCGCAGCGCGCCUUCGUCAGCUGGGCGCGCAGCUACAUCGAGCACCAGGCGAGCUCCAUCUUCCGGGUGGCGGACCUCGACUGGGCCGACCUGGCCAAAGGGUACGGCCUGCUCGAGCUGCCCAAGAUGCCCGAGGUGAAAGGGCUCGAUCGCUCGCUGGGGCUGGGCAUCGACACGGAGAGUAUCCCGUUCCGGGACAAGGUCCGCGAACAGAAGCGCCUGGCCGAGCUGGAGCGGUGGAAGAAGGAGAAGGCGGAACGGGAUGCCGAGCGGGCGGCGGGGAAUAGUAGUACUGGCGCUCCGUCGUUGAAGAGGAAGAAGAAUGAGGCGUGGAGCGGGAAGCACGAGGCUGAGGAUCUCAAGCUUGCGCGGCGGGAGAAGAAGAGGAGGAAGAGGGAGGCGCAGCGGCUAGGGAAGAUGACGGAGAAGGAGAAGGAAGAGCAGCGGAAGCUGGAGGAGAUGAUUGGGCAGGUGAGGAAGAGGAAUGAGGAGGCGGUUGCUGCUGUUGCUGGGGGGGCAAGGGCGGUGGUGAUGAGUUUGAGGGGUUUGAUGAUUGAAGGGGAGGAAGGAAGGAAAGUACAAUAA
This is a messenger RNA of Chaetomium strumarium, 1959 nucleotides long. Its product is annotated as P-loop containing nucleoside triphosphate hydrolase protein. Gene Ontology annotation, molecular function: nucleic acid binding; ATP binding. Gene Ontology annotation, cellular component: nucleolus. The transcript has 2 exons. The record is from RefSeq and is a predicted model, not a curated record. Lineage: Eukaryota; Fungi; Ascomycota; Sordariomycetes; Sordariales; Chaetomiaceae. Bases 1 to 1959 code for a protein of 652 amino acids.